AUGACGCGCUCUAUACCAGAAAAUCGAGACAUUCGAAGCGAAGCCGCGGGCGGAUCUGCUCUUGCGGUUGAGGCCCGCUCUGGCUCAGGCUCCGGCUCUGGUGCUGCCCUCUCUCUGUUUGGAUUCGCCCACCCGCGCGCCCAUUCCUUUUCCGGCCAGAGAUCUCGCCGUCACGGCUACUACUACACGCCUACGCCUCCCAUCAACAGUCCUCGGCGAACUUGGUUGCCCACCAGGCCCGCCCGAGGCCUUCGCAUGCUCAAGGUCACGAUGAAACCCCAGCGAGACAUUCUACCCGCAGGCCCAACAGUAGCCAGCAGCGCCUCAUCGGAGCGGGAGUCGACCCCGCAAUCCGCCACCGGUUCCACGCCCAGUGCACCUAGACGCCGCCCUCAGACCAAGAUUGCUUGCACAUCAUGUCGUCGAAGGAAAUCGAAAUGCGAUGGCAUGCGUCCCGUGUGCUCAUUGUGCGCCGGCAUGGGUCGCACCAAGUGCGAGUACGACGCCGGCCCAGACGUCACCCGCUUUGCCGCUCUCAAGACCAAGCAUGAGGGGCUGCAGCGACGCCUUGCCCUCUUUGAAGAACUCUUCCGCCUGCUGUCCAUGCGUUCUGAUGCCGAAUCUCUCGAGAUAAUCAGCCGUAUGCGCACUGCCAACAUCGAGACAGACCUCGAGGAUCUCGUCAAGUUCAUCAAGAACGCCGACUUGUUGAUGCAACUGUCCUCCACUCAAGCGGACCACACACCUCCCGCAUCAGGGGCAUCGGGUGCUGGGACGCAUCUCCCCAGCACGUCCCUAAACGACAUUUCCUCUCUCUUGGAGCUAUUGUAA
Molecule: messenger RNA, 831 nt
Organism: Colletotrichum graminicola M1.001
Lineage: Eukaryota; Fungi; Ascomycota; Sordariomycetes; Glomerellales; Glomerellaceae
Exons: 1
Coding region: 1-831 (276 amino acids)
Biological process (GO): regulation of DNA-templated transcription
Molecular function (GO): zinc ion binding; DNA-binding transcription factor activity, RNA polymerase II-specific
Source: RefSeq, a predicted model, not a curated record